Messenger RNA from Cicer arietinum (chickpea), 2034 nucleotides. Lineage: Eukaryota; Viridiplantae; Streptophyta; Magnoliopsida; Fabales; Fabaceae. The record is from RefSeq and is a predicted model, not a curated record.
UCCGUCGUGUUAUCGAAACUUCACCAUACAAAACUUUAUCACACAUUGCUCUAGACAUGAGUCAAAUGCUGCCAAAAUUUUCUUGGCCAGGCGACGGCCUCUCCCGUUGGGCCAACGACUCGUGUUUGCAACACAUCUUCGCAAUUUCCUUGUGGACAAGGAGUGACAGAGGUCUAUGCUGAGCAAGAAAGGAAUAUAUUAACACAGUUGUGAGAUCCUCAACAAGGUUAUCACUAUGGAGACAUAAAUGAUGGUAAAUACAAUUUGAAACUCACACACAUGACUGAGUUCGAACUCGAGACAAGAUGUUCAGUCUAAUAAUAUCGGCAUUUGUCAGUUGAGCUAGACUUUAUAGAUGAUUUGAGUUUUGUGUGAAAUGGGUAGAUUGUAUUAUGUGAGAUUUAAACAGCUAUUAAUUUUUGCUGUUUUUGUUGCUAUUUUAGUUGUUUUUCAAUUUUAUUGGAAAACAUUUUCUCUGUUGGAUGAUUCUAGAUUCAUUGGAAACAAUGUUGCUUUUGACCCUUAUUCAUUAGAACAUGAUUUUGAUGAUUAUGAGAAAGAAGAACAAGGUUUGGAUUUGGACUAUGAAUUUGAAUAUGAUGAGGGAAGAAAUUCAAGAAAUGAAGAAACCCUUAAAAGUAAGGGUUUUGAAGUGGAAAAUCAUGAAAAGGAAUCACAAGAGAUUCCUUCAAAUGGAAGUGGAAUGCAAAGUAUGAAAAUUUCUGUGUCUAUGUUGAAUGAUAAAUCAUUGAAAGGUUCUUCGACCGAAUCGACCCGAUUGAGUAAGUUGAUAUGGCCAACUUCAUUAACACAAUUGAACUCUAAGUUGCUUCACAGUUUUAAUGAUUCUUCAAUGAGGCCGAAAUGGUCUUCGCGACGUGACCGUGAACUCUUAUCUGCAAAAUUGGAGAUUGAAAAUGCAAAUGUAAUAUCAAAAUCUUCAGGACUUUAUGCACCGGUUUAUCGAGAUGUUUCCAAGUUUUCAAGGAGUUAUGAACUGAUGGAGCAGAAGCUCAAAGUUUAUAUCUAUAGAGAAGGAGAAAAACCAAUAUUUCAUCAACCAAAGAUGAGAGGAAUAUAUGCCUCAGAAGGGUGGUUUAUGAAACUAAUGGAAGGAAAUAAAAGAUUCAUUGUGAAGGAUCCGAAAAAAGCUCAUUUAUUUUACCUUCCUUUCGGUUCACAAAUGCUAAGGGCCAAUCUUUCUGACAAGAAGAAAAUGGAGCAAUACCUUGAGAGAUAUGUGAAUUUAAUCGCGGGAAGAUAUCGUUUCUGGAACCGAACUGGAGGAUCAGACCAUUUUCUUGUCGCCUGUCAUGAUUGGGCCUCUCGAAUCACAAGUCAACCGAUGAAAAGCUGUAUUAGGUCUCUUUGCAAUGCUAAUGUUGCUAGAGGUUUUCAAAUAGGCAAGGACACUACUCUACCUGUUACAUACAUACAUUCAGUGAUGAAUCCACUAAGAAAAGUUGCAGGUAAACCUCCUUCAGAAAGGACUAUCCUAGCCUUUUUCGCAGGAAGCAUGCAUGGUUACCUCCGUCCAAUCCUACUAAAACAUUGGGAGGAGAAAGAACCUGACAUGAAAAUUUUCGGUCCUAUGGCACGUGACGCGGAAGGUAAAAGAAUUUAUAUGGAGUACAUGACUAGUAGCAAAUAUUGCAUAUGUGCUAGAGGUUAUGAAGUUCAUACACCAAGAAUUGUUGAGGCGAUAUUUUCCGAGUGUGUUCCGGUUAUCUUAUCGGAUAAUUAUGUGCCUCCUUUUUUUGAGGUGUUGAAUUGGGAAGAAUUUUCGGUAUUUGUUCGUGAACGCGAUGUACCGAAUCUUAGAAACAUACUUCUGUCAAUCUCAGAAGAUAAGUACUUGGCAUUGCAUUUGGGAGUUAAGAAUGUUCAGCAGCAUUUUCUGUGGCACAAAGUUUCUGUUAAGUAUGAUUUAUUUCAUAUGAUUCUUCACUCUAUAUGGAACAAUAGACUUUCUCAUAUUAAACUCAAAUAAUUAUUAUAUCAUUCAUUGAUGUUAACAAGUUCAAGAUAUUGAUU